This is a messenger RNA of Culex quinquefasciatus (southern house mosquito), 1360 nucleotides long. RefSeq names its product opsin-1. NCBI's taxonomy places the organism in Eukaryota, Metazoa, Arthropoda, Insecta, Diptera, Culicidae. Gene Ontology annotation, biological process: phototransduction; G protein-coupled receptor signaling pathway; visual perception. Bases 161 to 1282 code for a protein of 373 amino acids. The transcript has a single exon. The record is from RefSeq and is a predicted model, not a curated record. Gene Ontology annotation, molecular function: G protein-coupled receptor activity. Gene Ontology annotation, cellular component: membrane.
AAUCGAGUUGUUCUUUGGUUCAACAUCAAUUGCCGUGCUAAGAGUUUGUAGUCCUUUUUGUGAUAGUCUGAAGUAGUUCGCUGAAAAAGGCGAUUUUCUUCGACUAGUUCCGGUUCCUUGGUGGUAGAGAGUGGUAGUUCAACGGAAGUGAUCUGCAACAAUGGCAUCGUACGCAGCGUGGAAUGCCGCCCAGUCCGGACUGGGAGCGAUGGUGAACCUGACCGUAGUGGACCGGGUUCCGGCCGAUAUGCUGCAUAUGGUGGACGCCCAUUGGUACCAGUUCCCGCCGAUGAACCCGCUGUGGCACUCGAUCCUCGGAUUCGCGAUCUUUGUCCUGUGCUUCAUCUCGCUGGUUGGAAAUGGCUGCGUGGUUUACAUCUUCACCAACACCAAGACACUCCGAACCCCGUCCAACCUGCUAGUGGUCAAUCUAGCUUUCUCGGAUUUCCUGAUGAUGUUCACGAUGGGACCGCCGAUGGUGAUCAACUGCUACCACGAGACCUGGGUCUUUGGACCGUUUGCUUGUGAACUGUACGGCAUGUUGGGAUCCCUGUUCGGCUGCGUCUCCAUCUGGUCAAUGACACUGAUUGCGUUCGAUCGUUACAACGUCAUCGUCAAGGGUCUCUCGGCCAAGCCGAUGACCAACAACGGUGCCCUGCUGCGAAUCUUCCUCGUGUGGGCUUCCUGCCUGGCUUGGACUAUCCCUCCAUUCUUCGGAUGGAACCGAUAUGUCCCCGAGGGUAACAUGAGCGCUUGCGGAACCGACUACCUGACCGACACCUUCCUGAGCCGCUCGUACAUCCUGGUAUACUCGGUCUUUGUCUACUUUGCGCCUCUGCUGAUGAUCAUCUACUCGUAUAUCUUCAUCAUCAAGGCCGUGUCCGCCCACGAGAAGAACAUGCGCGAACAGGCCAAGAAGAUGAACGUAGCUUCGCUGCGAUCGUCGGAAGCCCAGAACACCAGCACCGAAAUGAAGCUGGCCAAGGUCGCCCUCGUCACCAUCUCCCUGUGGUUCAUGGCCUGGACUCCAUACCUGAUCAUCAACUACACCGGAAUCUUCAAAGCGGCCCCGAUCACCCCUCUGGCCACCAUCUGGGGAUCGCUGUUCGCCAAGGCCAACGCCGUCUACAACCCGAUCGUGUACGGAAUCAGCCAUCCAAAGUACCGUGCUGCCCUGUACCAGAAGUUCCCGUCGCUGUCCUGCACGGAUGCCGUCGACGACAGCCAGUCGGUGACCUCCGGCACUACCACCGUGGUCAACGAGGAGAAGCCCUCGGCUUAAGCUGCACGUUGUAACGGUCUCGAGUAUUUUUCUGUUAGUUUCUAGUCAAUUUUCGUUAAUAAAUGCAAGUGAAGAGUA